Rotaria socialis is the source of this 327-nucleotide messenger RNA. Lineage: Eukaryota; Metazoa; Rotifera; Eurotatoria; Philodinida; Philodinidae. The record is from the annotation of a GenBank genome assembly.
AUGACUGGAAUAUAUUGCUUUCCAAAACAAGGUUUCUUCUGGAUGAACACAACUCGUGUCGAAUCCAUAUCGUCAGUCAUGAGUCGAGAUCGUUUUUUAGAAAUCAAAAAGUAUGUACAUGUUGUUGAUAAUUCAAAGCAACUAAAUCGUAAUGAUCCAAAUUUUGAUCGCGCACAUAAACUGCGUCCAUUAUUAAACAUUGUUAAAGAAAACUUCAUAAAAAUUGAUAAAGAAGAAAAAUUAAGUGUGGAUGAACAAAUAAUACCUUUCAAAGGAAAAAGCAUAAUGAAGCAACAUAUGCCAAACAAACCGAAUCGAUGGGGAUAA